Molecule: messenger RNA, 1357 nt
Organism: Phragmites australis (common reed)
Lineage: Eukaryota; Viridiplantae; Streptophyta; Magnoliopsida; Poales; Poaceae
Product: glucuronoxylan 4-O-methyltransferase 1-like
Exons: 1
Coding region: 115-1089 (324 amino acids)
Biological process (GO): xylan biosynthetic process
Source: RefSeq, a predicted model, not a curated record
UGUGCAUGUUGCUGACACUUGAAGCAUCACCGAAGUCCAAAUCAAACCACUGCCAUCUCACCACUACUCAAAAGGCAAAACACUCUCAAGCUUGUGUAGGUGCAAUAGUGCACGAUGACGAGCCCCAUGCACGCGCGGAAGGCCAAGCUCAGGAACCACCUCGUCUCCGCCAAGGCCAAGCUCAAGCACCAUGUCACCCCGCGCCGCGUCCUCCUCCUCGGCGCCACCGCCUGCUCCGCGUUCCUCCUCCUCCUCACCCUCCGCACCCUCCACUCCGCCGCGCCCAGCGGCGCCAGAGCAAGCGCCGCCGCAGCCGCCUCCACGCUCGCGGCCGACGUCCAACACACCGGCCAUCAGCAGCAGCAGGGGCACGAGUGCGCGGAGGUGCCGGUGGCCGUCGCGGAGGCUCUGGUGCACUACGCGACGUCCAACGCGACGCCGCUGCAGACGGAGGCCGAGGCCGGCGCGGCCGCGCGCGUUCUGUCUCGGCGCGCGCCGUGCAACCUCCUGGUGUUCGGGCUCGGCCCCGGCAGCGCGCUCUGGGCGGCGCUGAACCACGGCGGCCGCACGCUGUUCCUCGAGGCGGACGCCGCCCGGAUCGCGUCCGUCCGCGCCGCGCGCCCCGCCGGCCUGGACCUCGAGGCCCACCCCAUCGCCUACCAACAACACGCCACCGCGCUCGCUGACGAUGGCGCCGACGAGCUCCUCGCCCUCCGUGACUCCCCGGACUGCACCGGCGCCGCAGCCUCCUCCCCAACGAAACCACUCUCGCCGGACCACCUGGAGCGGUCGGCGUGCAAGCUGGCGACGCGCGGCCUGCCGGCGGCAUUCUACGAGGCGGAGUGGGACGUGAUCAUGAUGGACACGCCGGUGCCGGGCGCGAUAUACACGGCGGGGGUGGCGGCGCGCGCACGUCGGCCGGGGGCGGGGGAGACGGACGUGCUGGUGCACGGCGUGGACAGCACGACGGAGGAGAGCUUCUCGAGAGAGUUCCUGUGCGAGGGGUACAUCAAGGAGGAGGCUGGCAGGCUCCGACACUUCGCAAUUCCUAGCCACAGGGACAAGGAAACCAUGCCAUUUUGCCCUUGAGAUAUUGUCACUCAUAUGUUGAUGAUAUAUAUAUUUAUAUAUUAUAUAUAUAAAAAAGUUACUGUUGCAGGAAUUAGAGCAAGAAAGAGGCAUUUAUAACAUUUAAUUUUUCAAGUUCUUAACUUUUUUUGUUGUUGUUGUUCUGGUGGAACAACUUUUGCGCUCUUUGAUGCUUAUGUGAGAUUUCAUAUUUAGGUGUUGGUUUUAUAAAUGUUUUUUAAUAAUCAUUGGAGGAAUGGGACCUGAAGUUCUGUACUCUAGGAUGAUA